AUCCAAUCAUAAUCUGCUUCUCGAACCUUUGUUUCCCACCGUCCUAUGAUCUACCCCCACUGAUUUCAUACAUCGUUGAUUACAAUCAGAUACCGCUUCUUUGACUUCCUUCCAUCCCUCCAUACGCUCCUCCAAACCAUCGCCUUACACCUCCCUCUUCCAUUAUGUCUUCAAAUUCUACCUCCGUUGACACUAACACCUUAUUUCCUCUCAAAUCCAUGAAACCAACGUCAUCGAUGCUUCCUCAAUAUCCCAGUGAGCGGUCAUCGAUGGUGCCCAACAAAAACCUUAAAUUGAUUUCCAUCGUCUGUUUGUCCAUCUCCAUAUCAGGGAUCUCUUUGACGUCGAUAGCUACCGCCUUCGACCACCUGCUGCUCCGUCUUCCUCUUAAAAUCAAUCAAACCCGAACUCGCCAAUUUCUCUGUCGCAAUAGAUUUCUGAUUCUGUGGAUUUCAAAAUUUACAGUCUGGAGUGCUCAUCAACAGCAGAAACGCUACGUAUCGACAUUGUUGCAGGAUGAGAAGAUGCUAAGAAAGGCUUUCAGUGUUACAAAUGCUUAUGGUGCAAUUACUGUGACAGAGAGAGGAGCACUUCCGUCACUAUCCACUAGAGAUUUAGUUAAAGUUGUACUAUUUUAUCCGAGUCAUGGUUUACAACGUAUCUUAGUUGGAUGUUUAAAAGCGGAUCUGCAACAAGUGAGGGAUGAACUUACUCAGUACAACAUCAAGAUCAGUAGUUUUGCAGCUUGCAUCGUAAUUUUAGUAGAAAAAAUUUACACCGUCAUCAUGACGUCACUCACUGUAGCAGAAAAAUCUGCUCAAUCAGCCCACUUUUGGGCCAUUCUUCUCAAAAGGGAGAAUUAUCAAUUUUGGAAAACUAUGGUGGAACCCUUCUUGUCGGCAAACAAACUAUCAGGGUAUCUUAAUGGAUCGAUCUCGUGUCCUCCCUUACAAAUAACUACAAAAAACAAGACAAUAGAAAAUUUGGCUUACGCGACUUGGAAAGCAAAUGAUGAUCAUGUAAAGAUGUUACUACUCUCUUCAAUCUCUGAAUAA
Lactuca saligna is the source of this 1055-nucleotide messenger RNA. NCBI's taxonomy places the organism in Eukaryota, Viridiplantae, Streptophyta, Magnoliopsida, Asterales, Asteraceae. The record is from the annotation of a GenBank genome assembly.